AUGGCUGCCGCAAAAUCGCUUAAUAUCCAAAAUGAAAAGCUUAGCAACCUCGGUCUCAAGACUAUCACAGACAAUGAGCAGAUUCUCCCCUCAAUCUCAACAGACGUCCCAAUCAUCCUAAUCGGGCACGACCGCGGUGCACGCAUCGCGCACCGCCUCACCGUCAGUAAAGUCCCCGGCUUCUCCAUCCUCGGAGUCACCCUCAUCGACAUCGUCCCCACAAGCACGCAAUGGCACAACGCGUCCAACUCGCCCGCCAAAGCCGCCAAGGAAGUCACCGGCUACUUCCACUGGCCCUUCCUCGCCAACGUCGACCUAGCAACACGCAUGAUCACGGCCUACGGCGGCGGAAAAUGGUGCUGCGAGAUGAUUGAAUCGUGGUCCGGCUCCAACACUCGAGGGCUCGCGAAACUCAAAAGCGACGAUAGCUUCGCCGUGUAUGCGGGCUUCUUCGAGGACGAACAUGUCGUAAGAGCCAGCUGUGAGGAUUACAAACAUGGCGCGACGACGGAUUUGAAGCUGCAGGAGGAGGACCAAGAGAAGGGGAGGAAGAUCGAUGUCCCGUUGUUGUUGCUGUAUGCGAGCGAUUUGAUCGGGAAGAGGUAUGAUUUCAGCACGGUGUGGAAUGGGUGGGUGCAGGAGGGCGUACGGAUUACCAACCAUGGGUUGGGAGAUGGGAUUGGGCAUUUCGGGGCGGAGGAGGCGCCUGAGGAGUGCGCGGGAGCGAUUGCGGAGUGGUUGGGUGGUUUGGGCAUUGGUGAUGGUGCAAAGUUGUAG
This is a messenger RNA of Parastagonospora nodorum SN15, 777 nucleotides long. RefSeq lists its product as hypothetical. The transcript has 2 exons. Lineage: Eukaryota; Fungi; Ascomycota; Dothideomycetes; Pleosporales; Phaeosphaeriaceae. Bases 1 to 777 code for a protein of 258 amino acids. The record is from RefSeq and is a predicted model, not a curated record.